GGGCGAGCUGGAGCCGCACUCUUAGUCUCCGUCGCCCGCGAGCUCCGAACCCUCUUCCACCGGACUCCUCGGCUCUCUUCUGACCGACGCCGCCAUGGCCGAAGCUGAUAUUGCACUGAUUGGACUGGCCGUCAUGGGCCAGAACCUCAUUCUGAACAUGAAUGACCACGGUUUUGUGGUCUGUGCUUUUAACAGGACAGUCUCCAAAGUUGAUGAUUUCUUGGCCAAGGAGGCAAAGGGCACCAAAGUGGUUGGCGCUCACUCCUUGAAGGAAAUGGUCUCCAAGCUGAAGAAGCCUCGGCGGAUUGUGCUUCUGGUGAAGGCCGGUCAAGCCGUUGACGAUUUCAUUGAAAAACUGGUGCCGUUGUUGAGUGCUGGUGACAUCAUCAUCGAUGGGGGAAAUUCUGAGUACAGGGACACCACAAGACGAUGUCGGGACCUCAAGGCCAAGGGGAUCUUGUUUGUGGGGAGUGGAGUGAGUGGUGGCGAAGACGGGGCCCGGAACGGCCCGUCGCUCAUGCCAGGAGGAAACAAAGAAGCCUGGCCGCACAUCAAGACAAUCUUCCAAGGCAUUGCCGCGAAAGUGAGCACCGGAGAACCCUGCUGUGACUGGGCAAGUUCAGAUCCUGGGCCCCUCUUCAGCCAUUUGGCCCCAGUGGGAGAACUGAACUCCAAAGAGCAUCGGAAAGGAACAUCAUUUGUGUCCUUUGAGAAUGCCAAGAUGCCGUUUUGA
Messenger RNA from Echinops telfairi (small Madagascar hedgehog), 733 nucleotides. RefSeq names its product phosphogluconate dehydrogenase (gene PGD). NCBI's taxonomy places the organism in Eukaryota, Metazoa, Chordata, Mammalia, Afrosoricida, Tenrecidae. Bases 95 to 733 code for a protein of 212 amino acids. The transcript is spliced from 7 exons. Gene Ontology annotation, cellular component: cytosol. The record is from RefSeq and is a predicted model, not a curated record. Gene Ontology annotation, molecular function: NADP binding; phosphogluconate dehydrogenase (decarboxylating) activity. Gene Ontology annotation, biological process: pentose-phosphate shunt, oxidative branch.